AUGACUGUGAAGAAGGGCAGUCGAUCUGGAGGGCAGGCGGCGAUAGUCGCGAGGCAGAAGCUACAUACAACGAACCAACAUAUAGAUAUAGCGGCCAUCAACAAAACAUACACCUACAACGUGACAGUGGGCUUCAAUGAGAAGGAUCAGUUACAGCUGAUGAAGAAAGAUGAUGGUGAUGAUGAUAAGAAAAUAAAAGAUUAUGAGAAAGUUAAACAGGAGAAUAUAUCAGUGGAUGAUAUAACCAAUUGUAUCAAUAUAGAGAGUUACAAUAACUGUGAGAACACACUGGUCUUCUACAUCACGAGGAAUCACGGCAGGGAGGCGCUCGCUUUGAGGUUCGAGAACGAACAGGACUUCAAACGAAUAUACUUCACUUACAAGUACUUCAAGAUGCGGAACAGACUCACGAAGAACGCAGCCAAUCAUUACAGUACUGAUAGUCUGUUCGUUAAAAAGAAAAACGAUAGUUAUAACAAAAUAAAUAGUGUGGACGAUUAUAACUUCGUCAGUAAAACAAAAUCGGAAUUCGACCUGCAGACUGUUGAUAACGAAGGUGUGACACACAUAUCUGUCCAACAGAAAGGAUCGUCACGAUACGACCAGCCCUUGAGUCUGAUCGGCUUGAGGAAUGACUUGAGAGACGGAGAGACGGACGGAGUUAUAUACACUGAUCUGGAAAUACAGAAUAAACCAGAGAAAAAACGACUGUUCCACAAAAAGACGAAGGCACCGCCCCCGCCACCACCGCUUAAUAAAGACACACCGAAAGUAUUGAAAGGUGAAUUCGUGAGGGUCAACGUAGAGAGGUCGCCUGACGCGGCACCCAAAAACAAAAAGCACAAUAAGAUCCAGGAUAUUCUCGUAUUCAGGGAUAAUAAGACGAAAAAAACAAGCCCGAACAGCAAUCUGUGGACCGUCAGUAAUAAAGUCAACAACGGCUAUGAAUCCGACAGAGAAGAAUGGAGAGCCAGUCGCUCGCAGUUUUCUACCACAGCCUUCGACAGUCUCGCGCGUCCCACGAAGAUGGCGAUGGCGCUCACGCUGAAGAAGCCCCAAAGAAUAGAUCCAGUGCCCCAAUACUUCCGUCUCACCAGCGAUCAGCCAAAACUCACUCCGACGCCCUUCAGACCCAACAACUUCCUCCAACGACCAAGACUGCCGCGACUCAGCCCAGAAAUAAAGAGAAACCUCAGCACAGAUCAUAGGAAAUUCACAUCGCUACAGAGUCUAGAGAUACCGAAGAAAUUGAGCGAGCCCAAGAAACAGGAGAAGAAGAACUACAGCAUCAUCUCGAACAGAAUAACGGGUUUGACGAAUAAGUUACGGGAUCUCGGCAGCGGUAACACUAUAGGACGGUUCAGGAGUCAAGAUGUUACCUUGAAGCCGGUCUUGAAGAACGACAAGCGGCCGAUAGUGAGGACGUGUAGCGCGGAGCCUCCCAAGAAAGUCACAUUCAGCGCAUUCGCUACCGUCCAAGUAGUUUGA
This is a messenger RNA of Danaus chrysippus (African queen), 1488 nucleotides long. The record is from the annotation of a GenBank genome assembly. NCBI's taxonomy places the organism in Eukaryota, Metazoa, Arthropoda, Insecta, Lepidoptera, Nymphalidae.